Molecule: messenger RNA, 792 nt
Organism: Tripterygium wilfordii
Lineage: Eukaryota; Viridiplantae; Streptophyta; Magnoliopsida; Celastrales; Celastraceae
Exons: 4
Coding region: 1-681 (226 amino acids)
Source: RefSeq, a predicted model, not a curated record
AUGGCCAAACUCCUCCAUCCAAUCACCAUAUCGACAACCAUCACCCUCAAAAGAAGUGUCCUAUCCCCCAAAACAGAACUCAUCCAUCACUUGCCGUCAGAGGCGGAGCCACAUAUGGGCUUUGGUGGAUUGCAGCCCGGCGUGCCCUCCAUUCCAGCUCCAACUUUUGCAGACUUGCAGGCCCUCCAGCCAUCCAAGCUCCAGCCUCCAGCGGACCAGCUCAGCAGGCGACAGCUACAAGUCUUGGAAGUCGGAAGUUGGAAGCAAGGCUUGUUGACGACAUUGAGAGUGAAUCAUUUGAAUUUUGAAGGUUUUGGGGAUUUCAAUUUGAAUAAGUCACAAUGGAAAGUCAAGGAAGCAAGAGAUAAAAAACUUUGUUUUCAUUCUUUAAACCAAGAGAAAGUGCAUCAACCAGUGAAGGGCAUUCUCCAUCUAAUGUUGAUAUCUCAAAUCACCAACCACCCCUUUCCAAAUCUCGAAGAGUUGAAAUUGAUCUUAGUACUCUUGAACGGGAUCCUGGGAUUCGGAUCCCUAUAUGGCAACAUCCCGUUAAUCAACGAGAUGAAAUUAGGAGAGCUUAUAUCAAAAUGGGUCCGUAUCAACCUAAGUUGGCAGAGUACCGAAGGACUAAAUCAGGGUCACAAAACCACUGCUUUUCACUUUGAGAGAAGAGGGAUUUGAUCAUCUCCUUGUGCAUGUGCAAUCAGUUUGCAGACAAAAUGACAUUGACAUACCAGAUAUGAAUGCUUCAUACAAAAGAGCUACAGGUCGUUCAGGCCAACAAAAAGACUC